Oppiella nova is the source of this 699-nucleotide messenger RNA. NCBI's taxonomy places the organism in Eukaryota, Metazoa, Arthropoda, Arachnida, Sarcoptiformes, Oppiidae. The record is from the annotation of a GenBank genome assembly.
AUGGGACGCAUUCCGGUGCUAACUAUCACCGACCCGGAGCUAAUCAGACUAAUUCUGGUGAAGGACUUCCACGUUUUCGUGGGCCGGCACGUCGUGUGGACCCCGAAUAUCCCGAUCCGUACCCGCAAUCUGACCCAACUGUACGGCGACGACUGGAAACGUGUUCGCUCUAUCGUAUCGCCUAUUUUCUCGUCGGGAAAAAUGCACCGAAUGUACCCUCAGAUUAGACAAUGCUUGGCGCCAUUCACGAAUUACAUGGACGUGCUUGCUGAAAAUCGUCAAGAAAUUAACAUGGUUGAUACGUUUGCAAAGUUUUUCCUAGAUGUGAAUGCCACUACAAUUUACGCUACAAAACUAGAUUUGUAUAAAUCUCCGACAGAUGGCGACACUACUAGUGAAAACCCGUUUGUUUUGCACGCGAGAUCAAAGGUGGUGUUUCACGACUGGAAAGAGGUGGCGAAAGUAUUGUUGCCAAAAGUUGCCCUCAAAUGGAUUGGUAUAGAAGAUACGAAAGCGAAUUAUUUUUUCGAGGACUUCAUCCGCCACAUAUUGAAGGAUAGACGCGAUAAUCCGGGUAAAACACAUAAUGAUUUUGUUCAGUUGCUUAUGGAUGCUGAGGUAAUCGAUAGAAAGACUGGCGAUCAUAGUGCCACCACUCAGGAUGACAAGGAUAAUAGCGAAAUUCAUCAUGGUAAUCAA